Messenger RNA from Cynocephalus volans (Philippine flying lemur), 2855 nucleotides. RefSeq names its product kelch like family member 5 (gene KLHL5). The record is from RefSeq and is a predicted model, not a curated record. Gene Ontology annotation, molecular function: protein binding. NCBI's taxonomy places the organism in Eukaryota, Metazoa, Chordata, Mammalia, Dermoptera, Cynocephalidae. The transcript is spliced from 11 exons. The coding region runs from base 16 to 2145 and encodes 709 amino acids.
UUGGUUUCUCUGAGGAUGUCUGGUUCUCGUAAAGAGUUUGAUGUGAAACAGAUUUUGAAAAUCAGAUGGAGGUGGUUUGGCCAUCAAGCAUCGUCUCCUAAUUCUACAGUUGACAGCCAGCAGGGAGAAUUUUGGAAUCGAGGACAGACUGGAGCAAACGGUGGGAGAAAGUUUUUAGAUCCAUGUAGCCUACAAUUGCCUUUGGCUUCAUUUGGUUACCGAAGGUCCAGCCAACUGGAUUUUCAGGAUUCACCUUCUUGGCCAAUGGCAUCCACCUCUGAAGUCCCUGCAUUUGAGUUUACAACAGAAGAUUGUGGCAGUGCACACUGGCUGAAUAGACCAGAAGUGGAUGAUGGCACUAGUGAAGAAGAAAAUGAAUCUGAUUCCAGUUCAUGCAGGACUUCCAAUAGUAGUCAGACAUUAUCAUCCUGCCAUACUAUGGAGCCAUGCUCAUCAGAUGAAUUUUUCCAAGCCCUUAAUCAUGCUGAGCAAACAUUUAAAAAAAUGGAAAACUAUUUGAGACAUAAACAGUUGUGUGAUGUAAUUUUAGUUGCUGGUGAUCGCAGAAUUCCAGCUCACAGAUUGGUGCUCUCCUCUGUCUCAGAUUAUUUUGCUGCCAUGUUUACUAAUGAUGUCAGAGAAGCAAGACAGGAAGAAAUAAAAAUGGAAGGUGUAGAACCAAAUUCAUUAUGGUCCUUGAUUCAGUAUGCAUAUACAGGCCGCCUUGAAUUAAAGGAAGAUAAUAUUGAGUGCCUGUUAUCUACAGCUUGCCUUCUUCAGCUUUCGCAGGUUGUGGAAGCAUGCUGUAAGUUUUUAAUGAAACAGCUUCACCCAUCCAACUGUCUUGGAAUCCGUUCUUUUGCUGAUGCCCAGGGUUGUACAGAUUUGAAUAAAGUGGCUCACAAUUACACUAUGGAGCAUUUCAUGGAAGUAAUCAGAAACCAGGAAUUUGUAUUACUACCAGCCAAUGAAAUUGCCAAGCUCUUGGCCAGUGAUGACAUGAACAUUCCUAAUGAGGAGACAAUAUUGAAUGCACUUCUUACUUGGGUCCGUCAUGAUUUAGAACAGAGACGGAAAGAUCUCAGUAAGCUUUUGGCUUAUAUUAGGCUACCUCUUCUUGCACCUCAGUUCCUAGCCGACAUGGAAAAUAAUGCACUUUUUCGGGAUGAUAUAGAAUGUCAGAAACUCAUUAUGGAAGCAAUGAAAUAUCAUUUAUUACCAGAGAGACGACCCAUGUUACAAAGUCCUCGGACAAAACCUAGGAAGUCAACUGUUGGUACAUUAUUUGCAGUUGGAGGAAUGGAUUCAACAAAAGGAGCAACAAGCAUUGAAAAGUAUGACCUCCGUACAAAUAUGUGGACUCCUGUAGCAAAUAUGAAUGGGAGGAGGCUACAGUUCGGUGUUGCAGUGUUAGAUGACAAACUGUAUGUGGUUGGAGGGAGAGAUGGACUGAAGACUUUGAAUACUGUAGAAUGCUACAACCCCAAAACAAAAACUUGGAGUGUGAUGCCUCCUAUGUCCACACAUAGGCAUGGCCUUGGUGUGGCUGUAUUGGAAGGUCCUAUGUAUGCAGUAGGAGGGCAUGAUGGCUGGAGCUACCUGAAUACAGUGGAAAGAUGGGACCCUCAGGCUCGCCAGUGGAAUUUUGUCGCCACUAUGUCCACCCCCAGGAGCACAGUAGGUGUGGCAGUACUAAGUGGAAAACUUUAUGCAGUUGGUGGUCGUGAUGGAAGUUCUUGUCUUAAAUCAGUAGAAUGUUUUGAUCCUCAUACGAAUAAAUGGACGCUUUGUGCACAGAUGUCAAAAAGGAGAGGCGGCGUAGGAGUAACAACCUGGAAUGGAUUGCUGUAUGCUAUUGGAGGACACGAUGCUCCUGCAUCCAACUUGACUUCCAGACUCUCAGACUGUGUGGAGAGAUAUGAUCCCAAAACAGAUAUGUGGACUUCGGUGGCAUCUAUGAGCAUUAGCAGAGAUGCAGUGGGGGUCUGUUUACUUGGUGAUAAAUUAUAUGCUGUUGGAGGAUAUGAUGGACAAACUUAUCUUAAUACAGUGGAGGCUUAUGAUCCCCAGACAAAUGAGUGGACCCAGGUUGCUCCACUGUGCCUAGGAAGAGCUGGGGCUUGCGUUGUGACUGUAAAAUUAUAACUUAGUGCUUUGUUUUCUAAAUGAAGAUAUCCUCUUCCUUUAGUAACUUAGUACAGUUAUUCUUCUAUCAGUGGAUACAUUUUUAGUAAAUGUGCAGUGCCACAUUCCUGGGCACAAAGUGCCUGAUCCCAAAGUGAAGAUGUUAAAACAAAGGAGGGAAGGAGUGGUUGGACCAGGAUUAAAUACUUUCAUUUCUUAGUAUAUCAAAACUACAGCUGGUGGAUUGUGAACAUAUGUUCCUGAUAUAAAAUAUGAGGACAAAUGUGCUGCUCUGAAACACAACCCAGUGCUAACUGAGAAUUUCAUGGAUUCAUAACCAAGAACAUUUUACUCACAUUACCAGAUUUAUUUUAUUACAGUGCAAACACACCAGAUAAAAAUUCUAAAAUAUUGCUUUGUAAGUUUAACAUACAUGAGUUGGAGUAAUUUUUAUUUGUUUGCUUGCUUGUUUAACUACAUCCACUAUUUUAAUGACAUACUAAAGACUAUACUAUUUACUUUUUUCAGAAACACCUGCAUUAUGUAUGCUUUGGUUGUGGAUUUUAUUUGUAGAAUUGGUUUAGUCCAGUGAAUAGAGAAAAACAUUGAGUUAAAAGAACAGUGACCAAAUAAAAACUUGAUAUGAUCUUUGGGGUACAUUUAAAUAUUUAUUCCAUUACAUCUAGAUUUCACCAAGAACUAUAUAUUAUGAUAUUCUUGAAUUGUCAAUG